Jaculus jaculus (lesser Egyptian jerboa) is the source of this 5319-nucleotide messenger RNA. RefSeq names its product stereocilin (gene Strc). Gene Ontology annotation, cellular component: stereocilium tip; kinocilium; cell surface. Bases 1 to 5319 code for a protein of 1772 amino acids. The transcript has 29 exons. NCBI's taxonomy places the organism in Eukaryota, Metazoa, Chordata, Mammalia, Rodentia, Dipodidae. Gene Ontology annotation, biological process: cell-matrix adhesion. The record is from RefSeq and is a predicted model, not a curated record.
AUGGCUCUGAGCCUCUGGCCCCUGCUGCUACUGCUGCUGUUGCUGCUGCUGUUCUGCACAGUGACGCUGGCCCCUAUUGGGCCUCAGUUUUUGGAUCAUGGUCUCUCCCUCCUGAAGUCAUUUCUCUCUACGCUGGACCAAGCUCCUCAGCGUUCCCUCAGCCGCUCUCAGUUCUCUGCAUUUAUGGCCAAUAUUUCUUCUUCCUUUGAGCUUGGGAGAAUGGGGGAGGGACCUGUGGGAGAGCCCCCGCCUCUCCAGCCCCCUGCCCUCCGGCUCCAUGAUUUCCUAGUGACACUGAGAGGUAGCCCAGACUGGGAGCCAAUGCUAGGGCUUCUGGGAGAUGUGCUGGCGCUGCUAGGGCAGGAGCAGACUCCCCGGGACUUUUUGGUGCACCAAGCAAGUGUACUGGGUGGACUCAUCGAGGUGCUGCUGGGAGCUUUGGUUCCUGGGGGCCCCGCUGUCCCUACGCGACCUCCGUGCACCCGCGAUGGGCCCUCUGACUGCGUCUUGGCUGCCGACUGGCUGCCUUCUCUGCUCACGUUGUUGGAGGGUACCCGCUGGCAGGCCCUGGUGCACUUGCAGUCCAGCGUGGACCCCAGCAAUGCCACAGGCCUCGAUGACAGGGAACCAGCCCCUCACAUUUUGCAAGGUCUGUUGAGCUUGUUUACUCCCACAGGGGCUCUGGGCUCUGAGGAAGCUCUUUGGGGCGGUCUUCUACGCACAGUGGGGGGCCCCCUCUAUGCUGCCUUUCAGGAGGGGUUGCUCCGUGUUACUCACUCCCUGCAAGAGGAGGUCUUUUCCAUUCUGGGCCAGCCAGAGACAGAUGCCAAUGGGCAGUGCCAGGGAGGUAACCUUCAACAGCUGCUGUUAUGGGGCAUCCGGCACAACCUUUCCUGGGAUGUCCAGGCCCUGGGUUUUCUGUCUGGAUCACCACCCCCACCUCCUGCCCUCUUGAACUGCUUGAGCACAGGUGUGCCUCUGCCCAGGGCUGCCUGGCCCUCAGCCCACAUCAGUCCUCGACAACGACGAGCCAUCUCUCUGGAGGCUCUCUGUCAGAACUACUCUGGCUCAGCACCGCCCUACAGCAUUUCCAACUUCUCCGUCUACUUGCUUUGCCAGCAUGCCAAGCCUGCUACCCCGCAGCCUCCUCCCAGUACUGCUGCCAUCUGCCAGACAGCUGUGUGGUAUGCGGCCUCAUGGGUACCAGGUGCCCAAAGCUGGCUACAGGCCUGCCAUGAUCAGUUUCCUGAUCAGUUUCUGGAUGUGAUCUGUAGCAACUUCUCCUUUUCAGCCCUGUCUGGUCCCAACCGUCGCCUGGUAAAGCGACUCUGUGCUGGCCUGCUUCCUCCCCCUACCAGUUGUCCUGAAGGCCUGGUCCCUGUGCCCCUCACCCCAGAGAUCUUCUGGGGUUGCUUCUUGGAGAAUGAGACUCUGUGGGCUGAGCGGCUAUGUGUGGAGGAGAGUCUGCAGGCUGUGCCCCCCAGCAACCAGGCCUGGGUUCAGCAUGUAUGCCAGGGCCCCACCCCUGAUGCUACUGCCUUUCCACCCUGCCAUAUUGGACCCUGUGGGGAACGCUGCCCAGAUGGGGGCAGCUUUCUGCUUAUGGUCUGUGCCAAUGACACCAUGUAUGACGCCCUGGUACCCUUUUGGCCUUGGCUAGCAGGCCAGUGCAGGAUAAGUCGUGGGGGCAAUGACACUUGCUUUCUAGAAGGUCUGCUGGGUCCCCUUCUGCCUUUUCUGCCACCUCUGGGGCCAUCUCCACUCUGCCUGGCUCCUGGCCCCUUUCUGCUUGGUAUGCUUUCCCAGUUGCCACGCUGUCAGUCCUCUGUGCCAGCUCUUGCCCACCCCACACGCCUUCACUAUCUCCUGCGCUUGAUGACCUUCCUUCUGGGUCCAGGAGCUGGAGGGUCUGAGGCCCAAGGGAUGCUGGGUCAGGCCCUGCUGCUCUCCAGUCUCCCAGACAACUGUUCCUUCUGGGAUGCCUUCCGGCCAGAAGGCCGGCGUAGUGUACUGCGGACAGUUGGGGAAUACCUGGAGCAGGAACAGCCAACCCCACCAGGAUUUGAGCCUACCACCAGCCUCGGCUCUGGUAUGAGCAAGAUGGAGCUGCUAUCCUGCUUCAGUCCUGUUCUGUGGGAUCUGCUACAGAGAGAGAAGAGUGUUUGGGCCCUGAAAAUUCUAGUGCAGGCAUACCUACACAUGCCCCCAGAAGACCUUCAGCAGCUGGUACUUUCAGCCGAGAUGGAGGCUGCACAGGGCUUCCUGACACUCAUGCAUCAGUCUCUCCAUUUCUGUGUCCUGCAGGUGCCACCAUCGAAGGAGCAGGCCAUGGGUCACCUGACAGCCCUGCUGCUCCAGCGGUACCCACGCCUCACCUCCCAGCUCUUCAUCGACAUGUCGCCUCUCAUCCCCUUCUUGGCUGUCUCUGACCUGAUGCGCUUCCCACCAUCCCUGUUGGCCAAUGACAGUGUCUUGGCUGCCAUCCGGGAUCACAGCUCAGGAAUGAGGCCUGAACAGAAAGAGGCCCUGGCAAAGCGACUGCUGGCCCCUGAGCUCUUUGGAGAGGUCCCUGAUUGGCCCCAGGAGCUGCUGUGGGCAGCGCUGCCGUUGCUCCCCCAUCUCCCUCUGGAGAACUUUCUACAGCUCAGCCCUCACCAGAUCCAGGCCCUGGAGGAUAGCUGGCCUGUAGCAGGUCUCGGGCCAGGGCAUGCCCGCCAUGUUCUGCGUAGCCUGGUGAACCAGAGUGUCGAGGAUGGUGAAGAACAGGUGCGCAGGCUUGGGUCCCUCGCUUGUUUCCUGAGCCCUGAGGAGCUGCAGAGCCUGGUGCCCUUGAGUGAUCCAAUGGGGCCUGUAGAACGGGGCCUGCUGGAAUGUGCGGCCAAUGGAACCCUCAGCAUAGAAGGACGGGUGGCGUAUGAACUUCUGGGUGUCUUGCGCGCAUCUGGAGGAGCUGUUCUAAGCCCCAGGGAGCUGCAGGGGUGGGCCCCUCUCUUUCCUCAGCUGGGCCUCCGCUUCCUUCAGGAGCUGUCAGAGCCUCAGCUUAGAGCCAUGCUUCCUGCCCUGCAGGGAACCAGUGUCACACCUGCCCAGGCUGUCCUGCUGCUUAGAAGGCUCAUCCCUAAGCAUGAUCUGUCCCUGGAGGAACUCUGCUCCUUGCACCCUCUUCUGCCAGGUCUCAGCCCACAGACACUCCAGGCCAUCCCUAGACAAGUUCUGGUUGGGGCCUGUUCCUGCCUGGCCCCUGAACUGUCACGACUGUCCGCUUGCCAGACUGCUGCACUCUUGCAGACUUUUCGGGUGAAAGAUGGCGUUAAAAAUAUGGGUACAACAGGUGCUGGUGCAGCUGUGUGCAUUCCUGGUCAGCCCAUCCCCACCACUUGGCCAGACUGCCUGCUUCCCCUGCUCCCAUUAAAGCUACUACAACUGGACACUGCAGCUCUUCUGGCAAACCAAAGACGCUAUCGGCAUCUUCUCUGGUCAGAGCAGCAGGCACAGUUUCUCUGGAAGAAAAUGCAGUUGCCCACCAGCUUAACUCUUAGGAAUCUACAGGCCCUGGGAAACCUGGCAGGGGGCAUGUCCUGUGAGUUUCUGCAGCAGAUCAACUUAAUGGUAGACUUCCUAGAUGUGGUACACAUGCUCUAUCAACUGCCCACUGGUAUUCGGAAGAGCCUGAGGACCUGUAUCUGGGCAGAGCUACAGCGGAGGAUGACAAUGUCAGAGCCAGAGCUGACCACCCUGGGGCCCGAGCUGAGCGAGCUUGACACAAAGCUGCUCCUGGAUUUACCGAUCCAAAUGAUGGACAGAUUAUCUAAUGACUCCAUUAUGUUGGUGGUGAAGCUGAUACAAGGAGCUCCCGAGCAGCUGCUAGCAAUGACCCCACUCCACCGGGCAGCCUUGGCAGAGAGGGCUCUAAAAUACCUGGCUCCAAAGGAGACCCUGAUCUCAGAGGAAGUGCUGGAGGCAUUGGGCCCCUUAGUUGGAUUCCUGGGAAUAGAGAGCACAAGACGGAUCCCUUUACCAAUCCUGCUGUCCCAUCUCAGUCAGCUGCAAGGCUUCUGCCUAGGAGAGACAUUUGCCACAGAGCUUGGAAGGCUGCUGUUGCAGGAACCUGUUCUUGGGAAACCAGAGUCAUGGAGCCAGGAUGAAGUAGAGCAAGCUGGACGCCUGGUGUUUACUCUGUCCACGGAAGCUAUUUCCUUGAUCCCCAGGGAGGUUUUGGGCCCAGAGACCCUGGAGCGUCUUCUAGAGAAGCAGCAGAGCUGGGAGCAGAGCAGAAUUGGGCAUCUGUGUGGGGGGCCACGGCUUGCUCCCAAGAAAGCAGCUCUGGUAGCUGGGAUUGUACGUCCAGCUGCUGAGGGCCUCCCAGAGCCUAUACCAAACUGUGCAGACAUUCGGGGGACCUUCCCGGCAGCCUGGUCGGCCACACAAAUUGCAGAGAUGGAACUCUCAGACUUUGAAGACUGCCUGGCACUAUUUGCUGGAGAUCCAGGACUUGGACCCGAGGAACUGCUGGCAGCCAUGGACAAGGCAAAGCAGUUAUGGGGUCCCCCCCAAGGAUUCCGUCCUGAACAGAUUCUACAGCUGGGCCGGCUCCUCAUAGGUCUAGGAGAACAGGAGCUACAGGAGCUGAUCCUGGUGGACUGGGGAGUGCUGAGCACCUUGGGGCAAAUAGAUGGCUGGAGCUCUGUCCAGCUCCGGAUUGUGGUCUCCAGUUUCCUACGGCAAAGUGGUCUGCACGUGAGCCACCUGGACUUCAUUUACCUGACAGCACUGGGUUACACGCUCUGUGGACUGCGGCCAGAGGAGCUACAGCAUAUAAGCAGUUGGGAGUUUAGCCAAGCAGCUCUCUUCCUGGGCCACCUGCAUCUCCCGUGCUCUGAGGAACAGCUGGAGGUUCUGGCCUACCUCCUUGUGCUGCCUGGUGGCUUUGGUCCAGUCAGUAACUGGGGGCCUGAGAUCUUCACUGAAAUUGGCACAAUAGCAGCUGGCAUCCCAGACUUGGCUCUUUCAGCACUACUGCAGGGACAGAUCCAGGGCUUGACACCUCUUGCCAUUUCUGUCAUCCCUGCUCCUAAAUUUGCUGUGGUAUUCAACCCCAUGCAGCUAUCUAGUCUCACCAGUGUUCAGGCUGUGGCUGUCACUCCUGAGCAAAUGGCCUUCCUGAGUCCUGAGCAGCGACGAGCAGUUUCAUGGGCCCAGCAUGAGGGGAAGGAGAUCCCAGAACAGCAGGGUCGGAGCUCAGCCUGGCACCUCCGUGUCGGCUCACAAUUCUCCUGGACUCUGACAUGGACCAUUGGUUUUCUUGGCCACCUACUAUGA